Grus americana (Whooping crane) is the source of this 9433-nucleotide messenger RNA. It is a transcript of the gene PCNX4, whose product is annotated as pecanex 4. Gene Ontology annotation, cellular component: membrane. The coding region runs from base 3979 to 7530 and encodes 1183 amino acids. The transcript has 10 exons. Lineage: Eukaryota; Metazoa; Chordata; Aves; Gruiformes; Gruidae. The record is from RefSeq and is a predicted model, not a curated record.
GCCGCAGGGGAGCUGGAGCAGCCCCUCGCCUUCACGGCCGCUCGCAGCUCUUGUGCCGGCGCCACCACAAAAACGCUCCCCGCCACCAUCUCACGGGCCAGGGCCAUUUCCCACAGGCAGCGCUGACCCCCACACCGUCCCCCCGCCACCGGCUGCCUCAGGCGGGCAAAAUGGCGGCAGUGAUCGAGGAGAGGGAAGAGAGGGGUGGAGUGCGGAGGGGAGGGGGCCGCCGCCGCGGCGGCAGCGAGGCUGGGCCUCCUCGCCACCGUUAGCCACCACUUCCACCUUCUCCCUCCCCGCCGUCCUCAGCAGCAGCGGCGGAGCGGAGGGGCACUACCGGCGGGGAGGAGCGCCUGUCUGCGACCUGCGCCGUUCACGCUCCCUCAGGACAGCCUUGGGGCGGGGGGGGAGAGGGGGGAGCGCUCCGCCAUCCUCCCUCCUCCACCUCCUCCCGCCGCAGGCUCAGCUCCGUUCCCCUUCUCCCCCCGCCCCGCAAAGCCCCUGACCUGCUCCGAGCCCGGGCCAGAGGUAGGUGCCCGCCUCGUAGAGGCUCUUUACCGCGGCUGCCUAUUCCCGGCCGUUCGCCGCAGGGGUGCAGGCACCCACCUGCCCGCUCCCCCCCACCCCGCGGUGGCGGCAGCAGCCGGGGCGCCGUGGGGCCCUUCACCGGAGCAGGCGAGGCGCUAAGGCCUCCCCGAAGCGGGGAGGCGGCGCUGCGGGGAUAGCCCGUCCCGUCUGGCUCUGCCUGACUGGCGUUGCUCCCCGCGGGUUUGCCCACCCUGGCUCCCUUUCCCCUCCGGAGUUGAAAAUAGCAGAGGCUUUAUUUUUGGUCGCUUGGUUAUUUCAAAUUCCGUUCCUGUAGAAGACUGGGGAGGGGGAAAGGUCGCCGGGUAGGAAGCGUGGUGGCGGCCCGGCCGGUGAGGUGCAGGGGUCUCUCGGGAAGGGCGGGGGAGGUCUGCGGGCCUUCCAGCCUGCUCGCGGGGGGGCUCUGCCCGUGACCGGAUGGAGCGUGUUGGCCUGAAAGCCGCGUCCCCCCUUCACCGGGAGGGCAUCGGCCUGCGCCGUCUGGCUCCUGCGUUGGAAGCUGGCCUGCAGCACAGCUGAAUCUAACCCUGGAGGAGAGGUGCAGGUGUCUGGGCACAGAGGUGGGCGGGGGGUGCGUGUGGAUUUGCCUGGACAGGAGCUAUCCCCCGCGCCCCCGGCGCUGGCGUUCCUCCCUCCUGUGCUAGCAGGUGGGUUAUAACCGUUACUUAGCCUCACGCAAAAAGACCUCGAAGACCACUGAGGUAAGUAUUUUUAAGCCUUAUGUGAUUCAGCAGCUUAGAUGGCUGAGAGCUGUACACGUGUUCUUCUGUAAUCUGCUUGAAAUAAACCCAAACCGCACUGAGCUGAUCCACCAUCAGUGGCCCUGAAGGAUGAUGUUCAUUUAGACAAAAAUUCACGCCCUCUUGUGAGGUUCUGCCUGAAUGAGCAAGAUUUGCUUUGAUUCCUUUUGUGAUAAGGACAUAGAAUAUUGGGGUGGGGGAAACAUGCUAAAUGACUUUAUGGUGUUAAAGUCCUGUUACCAUCCUUGUUAUGAUAGUAUCUAAGCCGCGUGGAUCCCUGCUGGUGAUGACAAACUGUUGUGGUGUGGAUUGUUUGGGUAACCAGGCAAGUUGUCAAAGUCAGGCCAGGCCUGUAUGUUAGGAAUGUAUAUUGAAGCCAGGUCCUGUAAACAGUCGCUAAUGUGUGGAGUCUUGUUGCUAGGGCUUUGCACAGAAAUAACGAGACACGCAUGAGCACCUCUUUGAAGUCCUAAUGUGCUACCUGGCAAUUUGGAAGCCAGGAGGAUAGUUGAGGGUAUGGUUUCCGUAGUUCGUGAGCUGAAGUCUUGGGAUUUUCAUUUAUAAAUAAAUCCACAUCUUUUUCUGCCUCAUUUUGGAGUAUAGCCAAGUAGAACGAUAUUGUUUAUGUGCGUAGAUUUUUGUGUCUCACACAAAGAUGUCUAUUGUUUACACAGAAACUGUAAGAGGAAUGUUUUGUUAACAUUUUGUUAGCAAUAUAAACUGACAAACACAAAUGCAACAAAAAGAGUCCUCCUCAGAGCAGAAAAACACAGCUGCCCAAAAACUGUUUUUCAAGGAAAACUAUGCACCUUUUGGUUCUCCAUUUCUUUUAAAACUCAUCUUGUAUCAUUUAUGUUCGCAUAAAUCUUCUACUGCCUGUAACUUUUGCAGCAACUUAGUUCCAUGCCUAUGUAGCCCUCUAAACAGUGUUUCUUUUUCUAAACAAGAUUGGCCAAAUUGCGAUUUUUUUUUUUUAAUUACAUUUGGAAUUUUUUUGGUUGGGUGUGUCCCCAUAAUAUUUUCAAAUUCCUGAGCUGACGGCACUGAAUUCCCCUCUCCAUUGUCAACAUGUGUCUUUUCCAUUAAGACUGACUGCUGCCACCUUCUUCCCUUAGGAAACUUUCAAUGGCUUGAAGUAGUAUAACCAAAAAAAAAACCUAUCUGUUUUCAGCAUUCUAUGUGUAAAAAUUCCAAACUAGAAUUCCAAGUUGUUCCAAAUUGGAAUUUUUAAUAAUAAUUCCACAGCCUACAUGGAGAGUAGUUACAGAGCCUGUGGGGUCUUGAUUUUCACUAGUGGACCCUGAAUGUGAAUUUGCAGUCGUGAUAAUGCAUAUGAAUGGCUUUUAAUCUCUCUCCUUUGCACUGUUUCUAACUUAGUCCCCGAUGACCAGUAUCUAUGUACAGCCAAGUGACUGAUAAUCUGUUUAAAUGUGAGGAGUAAGUUGUUCUCAGAAGCAUCUAAAAGCAUUUGGUAUUGUAGAAGGAAGAGAUUGCAGUAGUUUGGAAACUCCAUGGCAGCUGAGUGUUUCAUUUUGACUAUACCAGCAAUGGUGGCAGAUAGGUAUUCAUCAGAUUAUACAGGUUCAGUAGAAGAAAGUCAGAAUUUCAGUACUUUCACAUCUCCUAAUGCACACCAACAUGUCUUUUUUAGAAUUAUUAUUAAUUAAGUUCUUUGGCACUGCAUUUCUGUGCUGCUUUUUCACCCUGUUUCUUAGCUUGAGUAUUCCUAUCUGUCAUUCAUGGAUUUUUGCUUUUGUGACUAGUAGCAUAAAAUUAUAUUUGAAUAUCAUAGUUACUAUCAUACAUUCAUUAUUUCUACAUUGUCUGAUCCUCUCUAAAUGAGUAUUCAUAUCUGAUUUCUAUUUGAUGAUUCGUUUUAAAUAUUUACAGGUAUCUUUUCCUUUUUCAGCUUUUUCCAUUGACAUACAGAAGAAUAUGCGCCAAUUCUGCUACAACUCACAAGUAUUGUGUUUAUUUUUUUUAUUUUAUGUGGUUUAGGUAGCAGAAAGUGAACUGUUUUAUGUCUUGUGUAGUGCUUAGUACAGUGAGAUCCUGUUCUGCAACUGGGCUUUGUAGGAGGGCAGUAAAAAUGCUGAUGUGGAAAACAAUUUUUUUACAGUUAGCUUAUUUCAUAAGGCUUUGAUUUUCAGAGGGACCUUGGUGUGACUGUAUCCUUGCUCUUAUGUGGCUAUUCACUGAAAUCACGAACUCUUCUCUUUGUACAUGGAUAUCCUUGACAGAAUUAAUUGGAAUUAGAGGUCUGUGGCAAGAUGCAGCACAGAAAAAAAUUCACUUUUAGGAAGGUGUUCUGGUGUGGGGAUGAGUUGGUUUUAUCAUAUCUUAAGAACAGAUUAUAUGUUUUAUUUGUCACCUAAAGCUUCAGAUCAUGGAUGUAUUCUUUAUUUUAAAAUAGUCUUUUUCCAUUUUAGGUGUUUGCUUAGUAGUUGUAUUAUAGCAGAUUCUGUGGGUGCUUUAGGAUGACGUCUGUUAACACUAACAUGUCAGAAUUUCAAUAUAACUUGGUAAAUGAAAAUAGGACAAAAGAAUUUCCCUGGUUAAGUUACAAGUUCCAGAUUCAGUAAUGUUUCUGGUUUUUUCUUUCUGGUCUCUUACAGGAAAAAUGAUAUUCAUCCAGCAUUCCUGAAUAAUAAGAAUGGGUCCAGAUGUACCUCUGCUGAAUGAUUACAAACAGGAGUUCUUCUUGAAGCGCUUUCCACAGACUGUGCUGGGAGGUCCCCGGUUUAAAUUAGGCUAUUGUGCCCCUCCUUACAUAUAUGUGAAUCAGAUUAUUCUUUUCUUGACACCAUGGGUUUUGGGAGGAGUGGGAACACUUUUGUACCAAUUAGGCAUUAUGAAAGACUAUUAUACUGCAGCACUUUCAGGAGGACUGAUGUUUGUUACUGCACUUACUCUUCAGAUGACAAAUCUAUAUGCAAAACAGAAAACAGUGAGAGUAGAAAGAAUGCAAAUUCAGAAUACCCUGACAGAUGAAGAUGAGUUUGAAUUUUCCAGCUGUGUAGGUUCAGAGACAGUAAAAUUUAUUAUUCCUGGCAAGAAGUAUAUAAUCAACACUGUAUUUCAUUCCCUUCUGGCAGGGGUAUUGUGUGGGCUGGGAACUUGGUAUUUGCUGCCAAACAGAAUAACCUUGCUGUAUAGCAACAUUGGAGGAACUGUUAUGAUCUUUGUAUUUGGCUGGGUGACUAUAUGUAUAGGAGAGUAUUCGUUAAUCAUAAAUACAGCUACCGAAACAGCUACUUUCCAAGCACUGGAUACUUACGAAAUCACUGCUCUGAUGAGACCCUUCUAUAUUUUUCUCUUUAUUGCAGUGGAUCUUGCACACAGGUUUGCUGUCAACACAGCCAUUCUAGAACAGACAAACCAGAUUUUGCACAUCGUAUUUCUUUUUCUGCCGUUCUUGUGGGCAAUGGGAAUUCUGCCCCCACUUGACGCACUUUUUCUAUGGGGAAUGGAACAACUGUUGGAGUUUGGCCUAGGAGGUUCACCUAUGUCAAGUAACACAAAGUUAUUAGUAAUGUUUCUCAUUUCUGCUGGAACAGCAAUAGCAUCGUAUUUCAUUCCCAGCACUCUCGGUGUGAUCCUCUUCAUGACUGGAUUUGGGUUCAUACUGAGUCUUAACCUAAGUGAGAUUGGUUUUGCCUUCAAACACACCAUGAUCAGCCAUUUAGGCUCCAGCAAAUCUAAAAAUAUGCACAGAGGUCUUAGAAUACAAUUUGGGUGGAGGGAAUUUAUUUUUUAUUUGACUGUGUUGACGUUUGCUCUCAUAGAAGCUAGCCUGCUGCAUCAAUUUGCAGGCUUUUCAUCAUUUUCCAAAGCCAGUCCUCAGGCUGUAGCGAGUUACGUUCUGAUCAUAUUACUUAUAAUUAUGUGGAUUCUUAGAGAGAUUCAGAGAGUGUACUUGUUUGGAGUCUUCCGAAACCCCUUUUAUCCAAAGGAUGUCAGGACUGUGACUGUGCUCAUGGAGAAGCAAAGAAGGCUAAUGAAAGUUGGUGUUGUCAGGAGGAUUUUACUAACACUAGUGUCUCCGUUUGCUAUGAUAGCAUUCCUGUCACUAGACCGUUCGCUACAAAACCUUCAUUCUGUGUCUGUUUGCAUUGGAUUCACAAGAAUAUUUAGGAUGGUCUGGCAGAAUACAGAAAAUGCCCUACUGGACAUAGUGGUUGUGUCAAUAGCACAAAUGUUGGUGUUUAAUCCAGACCUCUGGUGGAACAGGAGCCUUGAUACAGGAAUCAGACUCUUGCUGGUUGGUAUCCUACGGGAUCGACUGCUUCAGUUUGUCUCAAAGUUGCAGUUUGCCAUAGCUAUUCUGUUGACGUCAUGGACAGAGAAAAAACAACGCCGUAAAUCUGCUGCCAGCUUAAUCACACUCAACGUUGUUUUCUUCCCGAUCCUGCUGACCUUCAUCGCCAUCUCUGCGCUCCUUUCUUCUCCCUUGCUGCCACUCUUCACGUUACCAGUAUUUUUGAUUGGGUUUCCUAGGCCUAUCCGAAGCUGGCCAGGACCUGUGGGUGCUACAGCCUGUGUUUGCACCGAUACUGUGUACUACCAGCAGAUGCUUCCAAGUCUGGCUGUUGCUCUGCAGUCUGCCCUAGCAGCCGGUAGCCUAGGUCUCUCUCUACCUGGAUCACAUUACUUGUGCCGUUUUCAGGAUAGACUGAUGUGGAUACUGGUGCUAGAAAAAGGCUUCACUUACUGUGGUGUUAACAUUAAGGGACUGGAAUUGCAGGAAACAUCUUGUCACGCUGCUGAAGCUCACAGAGUUGAUGAAGUUUUUGAAAUGGCCUUCGAAAAUCAGGAGCACACAAAGAUUCUCUCUCCUAAUCGCCAUUUUGGACACAUUUUGACUCCUUGUACUGUUCUACCUGUGCGGCUGUAUUCUGAUGCCAGAAAUGUGUUGUCUGGAAUAAUUGACUCUCAUGAGAAUUUAAAGCACCUGAAAGAUGAUUUCAUUAAAGUGCUUGUGUGGAUGCUAGUCCAGUAUUGUUAUAAUAAAUCAAAAAUGCAGGAAAGCCCUGGCAAUGCUGACAAGAACAAAAAAGGAUUAUUUCCAGAAAAUCAGCGUAGCAGCGCAGUAGAGAGAUCCAGGCCUCUGAGGGAAGAAGACAGCUUCAGUGUCGAUACAAUUGAGGAUUGGACUGACGACAGUGACAUUUUUGAUCUUGAACCCAGUGGCAGAAUGAAAGACAGAAAAGAACCUGGGCAGCUGGGAACUACACCAAAAGUACAUCUGUCUAUUCCAGGAUCUGUAGAAACACAGAGCCAAGAUGUCCCACAAGAAAUGUCACCAGAAGAGAAAUUAUACAGGGCCGUUGUGCUUGGGCUUCCUGCUGUAGACAAAGGGAAACAGCAAGAAGUUUUAUCUCGGGUUGAGUUUAGUUGCUCUUACUCGGAGCUGUUGAGCAUCCCUGAAGAAUGGAGAACAGCCCCGGUGCCUGCUUCCAAAGUCAAUGAAAUGAGACAGAGGUUUCCAGAAGAAUGGUACCACUUUGUUUUGAGUCAACUGGACUUUUUUCAUCUGAAAGAAAAGCCUUCCAAUUUACUUGAAGACCUUAUGAAAGAUAAAAUUUUGAAAGACUUGUACAUCCAUGGAGUAUUGUCAUGUUGUUUUGGUCUGUUUGGACUAGAUAACACUGUGCCUGCCCCGAGCCAUGUGUUCAGAGCGUACACUGGUGGUAUUCCCUGGUCUGUUGGUUUGGACUGGCUAACUGGCAAACCGGAGCUAUUCCAACUUGCAUUAAAAGCAUUCAGGUAUGCUUUUAAACUUAUGGUUGACAAAGCAAGCCUGGGUCCAGUUGAGAACUUCAAAGAGCUGAUUAACUAUCUGGAAGAAUAUGAAAACGAUUGGUACAUUGGACUGGUAUCAGAUCUUGAGUGGCAGCAAGCAAUUCUUCAGGAAAAGCCAUACCUUUUUUCACUGGGGCAUGACCCAAACAUGGGAAUUUACACUGGGCGAGUCCUCACUCUUCAGGAAUUGUUAGUACAAGUGGGAAAACUGAAUGAUGAAGCUGUCCGAGGUCAGUGGGCAAAUCUGUCCUGGGAGCUGCUAUAUGCUACAAAUGAUGAUGAGGAACGCUACAGCAUCCAGGCGCACCCAGUUCUCCUGCGAAACCUUACGGUGCAAGCUGCAGACCCACCUCUCGGCUAUCCUGUUUAUUCGUCUGAAGUUCUGCAUCUGCCUCUGUUCUAGAAUGUCUGUAGCACUUUUUUUUAUUACUAUUAUUAUUCUUUUGUAUUUGCCAUCUGCGUGUUGGGAAUGAAAUGCUCAUGCUACAUUUAUACGCUACAAGUGAGAUUUUACUCGAAAUGGCGUUGGAUGGCAGUGCCAAGCCAGCAUACGCAAUUUGCACAGAAAUGGUGCUGGCCAGAACCUUCAGCGGGCAGGAAGUUUUGAACUGUUUUCUUGCUGCUGGAACACAAUGGUGAGACACCAUUGCCUGUGUGGCUGACAGGCCAGGAGGUGCUGAAAUUCUCUUCUCCCAUUUAGAGAAGAGCAGCGUAAUUCUGAUGUUAACUAUUUUUUGUGCAUUCUGAUUUUUUUUUUAUAUUUUUGUUCUCUUUUUAAUAGUUGGACAGGUGACUUGCAGUGUCAGGUUACAGCUCACUGUAGUACCGUCAACCACAGAGUUGGUAACCAAAAUGUACAUAUGACUAUUUAUAUGAUUUUUUUUUAUUCCAGCCAUUUUAUAUUGGACUGAGUUCAAUUUUAGCAUUUGUUAUGACUUCAGCUGAUCUUCCUUAGUUGUAGUAAGUUGCCAGCUAUGCUAUAGCAAAGUCGGAAGGGAGGAUUUUUACCAAAGUACUUGUUUGGGGGGCAAAGAGCAUUUAUAUAAAACAGCAUGUGUUCUGACACAUUAAUAGCCUGUGUGACCUACUGAUCAAAGUCAACAUGCAUAAUUAGAGAAGGAAUUUAAGUCCAAAUGGAUUAAAUUUUAGUUCCUUCUUCCAAUAUCCAUAUAUUUUGUAUAUAUAUAUAUGCACACAUGUUGUUUGCAAGUGAUGUCCACAUCACUAACCAGUCUUCCACAAAUACAGUGAGAGCUUGAUGAUGGAGGGGAGGCAGAAAUCCAACUCCUUGUGCCAGAAGUAAUUUUUUUUUUUUUUUAACCUUGCAGUUUGGCAAUUGGUUUGCAAUAUUACAGGUCUCCUUGAAAACAGGUCUGGGUCAUCUCUCCAGUGGCUUGUUUAUCCUGUUCCUUACCACCAGUCAUUAGCACAUAAAUGUGUAGUUACAGUGUCAUUACUGCUGGCACAUGCCGAGCAGGGUGUAGGUAAUUGUCUGUCUUUAACCUGUAGAAUCAAUUUAAAUCAGAUCUGCUCCAUAACUGAAUUAGUACUGAUUUAGGACACCCAGUGUAUAAUUUGGAGCAUGUUUAUUACUUUUACUCCUCACCUUUAAGUACAAUUUGUCACAGGACUAUGUGCUGUGUACUUGGCUAUUAGCUGUUUCUUUUGAUCGGUGACCAUAACUGAUUUUAAAGAAAUAUGCAGACCUUGUAGUGGAAUCCAGAAGCGACAAGGAAACACCGCCAGACUCCAUGGUGUAACACUCUAAGGUACAGGAUGAAAUUCAUGCAGAACAUCAAUGGAAGCAGCUUUUAGAAAGUGGUUGGUUGGUGCGCAGGAGCGUAAAUAACAAACUGCUGAUAACCUAAAAUCACCUUGCUUGGCCACGAACUGUAUCUGGAAGCGCAGCAUCAGGGAAACAGAUCUGGAAGGGCUUUCAGAGAGCACUGAUUUCAGCUCCCUCUCAAUAGGAACUACUCCUGGCAAACGUUUAAUCUGAUUUCAAACUUUCAAUACCAGGAGUAUGGUGAACUCAUCAAGGAGUUCAGUUCUUUGUUGUUCUUGCAGCUGUUGGAAAGUUUGGGUUUUUUCGUAAAUCUAAUGAAACCUCCCUGCCCCAUUGUAAAGCCUCUUACUACUUGUCUUCUGUGUGGUCACAGAAAAUUUAAUUACCUUUUUUUUUUGCAGCAGCAGUAGUCUUCUAUUUGAAGAUGGUUAUAAUUUCUGCCCUCAUCCUUUAUCAUCUGUAAACCAAAUAAAAUAGUUGAGAAAAAAUUGCAGAGAACGGUGAUCCUUUUCUCUCACUU